Messenger RNA from Xyrauchen texanus (razorback sucker), 1222 nucleotides. Its product is annotated as vesicle-associated membrane protein 3-like. Gene Ontology annotation, molecular function: syntaxin-1 binding; SNAP receptor activity. Gene Ontology annotation, biological process: SNARE complex assembly; vesicle-mediated transport; vesicle fusion. The transcript has 5 exons. Gene Ontology annotation, cellular component: SNARE complex; plasma membrane. The record is from RefSeq and is a predicted model, not a curated record. NCBI's taxonomy places the organism in Eukaryota, Metazoa, Chordata, Actinopteri, Cypriniformes, Catostomidae. Bases 84 to 398 code for a protein of 104 amino acids.
ACACACACACACACACACACUGUCACAGUAACAGCAGCUGUAUCCGUGGGGCCUUCACACUCACACGCAUCAAGUCAACAACCAUGUCCACCCCAGGUGCAGAGGGUUCCGCAGGGAUGUCGGGGAGUAAUCGCAGAUUGCAGCAGACGCAGGCACAGGUGGAUGAGGUGGUGGACAUCAUGAGAGUGAAUGUUGAUAAGGUCCUGGAACGAGACCAGAAGCUCUCUGAGCUGGACAAUCGUGCCGAUGCCCUGCAGGCUGGUGCUUCCCAGUUUGAGACAAGUGCUGCUAAACUCAAGAGGAAGUACUGGUGGAAGAAUUGCAAGAUGUGGGCCAUUUUAAUAGCUGUGAUUGUGAUCAUCAUUAUCAUCAUCGUAGUCUGGGCGACGCAGUCAUAAAGACACAGAAUAUAGAGAGAAAACUGGUUAUGAAAUGAUGAAAAUAUGAAGUGUCAACUUGGGAAUGAAAGAUAAAGAAUCUAUGAUUUGAAUGUAUUCCUAAAUGCUUAACAUUUUUCAAAGACACACUCCUGUCUUAUAGAAACCACAGAACAAUGACUAACCUCGGACAGUAUCAAAGUUACAAAUGGUCCAAAACCUCGUGGUAAUUUGAGAUAUUCUCCUUUCAGUUGAGGGCCAAAACAUGUUCACCAAAAGUCUUUUUCCAACAUCACUUCAUAUUGAUGAAUCACUUACGGGCUCUGUAAAUCAAAUAUUUUUCACUUAGUUGCCUCAUUCAGUGCCAACUAGAUAUAAAGCCCUUCCUGAACAACCACAGAAAUGCCAUGGAAUGCCAGCAGUGCCUUUAGACAACUACACUGCCAAACUUAUAUGUCACAGAAACAGAAAAAUUCACUCUGAUGUUUACUAAGAAUCUUCACACAAAAAAAGGUAUUUAAGCAUUUGAGAUAUUGUGGAAUAAAAGUUUCAUUCAUUAUUUAACUGCAUUAUAUAUGUAUUAUUGCCAUAUGUAGAAAUAGUCUGACAAACAUGAUCUUUGCUUAAUUCAAUUUCAGUAGUACAUCACACAAAUAGUGAAUGGAAUUAUUGAUGUUUUUUUACUCACAGUGCCAAAACAACUAUUUAUGUUUAUGCGAGCGUUUUGCAUGUAUACCAUCGGAUGUCUCACGUGUGCAAAUUGUAAACAUGUGCAAUUAUAUACUGUGGGCUUGCAAACUGUUAAAUCUAUUGAAUUGCCAAUGUUGUCUCAAUAAAACUUGGAU